Heterobasidion irregulare TC 32-1 is the source of this 879-nucleotide messenger RNA. RefSeq lists its product as uncharacterized. The record is from RefSeq and is a predicted model, not a curated record. Lineage: Eukaryota; Fungi; Basidiomycota; Agaricomycetes; Russulales; Bondarzewiaceae. The transcript is spliced from 2 exons. The coding region runs from base 472 to 681 and encodes 69 amino acids.
GACGAACACGUCACUCUAUAAGGCCAACACGUACCUACUUUCAGGGCGCCUAGUAAUAACAGCGAUCUUGCUGCUUCUGUUCCCCAACAGACUCAGCGCGACCAAUCGCGCAACAUCGGCUGAGAAAUGCCAGUAAACGCGCAGCGGAGGCGCCGACCCAGCGAGCACAGAAAAUGAAGAGAUCUGACACGCGCUGAACUACAUAACCUAACACCCGGAGAUCAAGACGGGAUCAAGUUGCGAUAUCAUACAUAUGUAAGCGGUAGCGUAUCAUCUCCAGUGCUCCGCCGCGACAAAUCCAACAGUGAUCGGAUCGCGUUCGACUACCAGCUUGGGGUGAAACCUAGUAACAGCCAGCAAUUUGUGUCCCUACAUCUAUAACGUUAUAUCGGGCCUCGCUGCCAAAAGGUUUGAAGGUGAGGUCUGGGAACCGGAGCUACUUCAGGUCGGUGGAAUACCAUAGCGCGAGCCAUGGGCACCGCUCCUGUGUUCGGCGAUGGGUCCACGGCGAUCCGUCGAGACACUCCCCGAGCAACGAGGCUUUGUAGAGGAGUCCCGGCCAUCGGCGAUUGGGACCGAAUCUUGUGGAGAUACAUUCGACACAGCACUGCAGAGGCGCUCAUAAUUCGCACCCGGUGCCGCGGGAAGGGAGCGUCAAUCAGCAUAUUCGACGUGGGUUGACAAAAAUCGUAGUCGUGCGUCCAGUCUCUGGGGGCUUCUGGCCGUCGCCUACUGGCUGUGCCUCAAACUACAACCGCUCAUUUGAGGGCAUGUGAUUAAUUUUUCCUUGAGAAGGAUGUUGAUGCACGAUGGCAUUUUUGGAUUCUCACAAGGUGCCAUCAGUGAUUGAAGCGUCAUGAAUCGAGAAGAGGAAGAGAC